Molecule: messenger RNA, 3000 nt
Organism: Pundamilia nyererei
Lineage: Eukaryota; Metazoa; Chordata; Actinopteri; Cichliformes; Cichlidae
Gene: entpd6
Product: ectonucleoside triphosphate diphosphohydrolase 6
Exons: 15
Coding region: 510-1832 (440 amino acids)
Cellular component (GO): Golgi apparatus
Molecular function (GO): hydrolase activity
Source: RefSeq, a predicted model, not a curated record
CAGCCAUCUGAUUCAGAAUUAUUCACAGGGUUCUCCUUUUAUUCUCAACUCAAAUCAAUAAGGCAAAGAAGGAAGGAAAGAAAGACACAUGGACUGCUCUCUCAAAAGGACAUAAAGUAUGAUUUAGGUAACUCAAAAUGAUACAUGAACUCAGGAGACUCAAAGAGAAACUCACCUCAGCUGCCGCCCCAUGUGGGAGUGAAGAAAGAGUGAGGGGUAGGUGAAUGCAGUCCUUAUAUAACGAGUGACAGGUGAGUGCAAUUAAGGCCAAGCACCACACCCAAUCAAAGGUGAGGAAAAGAAACAAGGUGCAUCUGGUGAAGUGAAUGUGCUAGAAGGAGAGCCUUUACAACACAACUUCUGACCCUGAAUCUUUCACUUGAAGAACACUCCAGAAUGAGUGGAUGUGAAGUGACGAAGAGGAGGAAAGUGACCGGGUUGUUUGGUUAACGGGAGCCGCCGCUCACGGUUUCUGCUCGCUCUUGCAUCUGCACACAGAAUGAGAGGCGAUGAAGAGACCAAAGCUGGCCGGAGCUUUCCUCUUCGUGUGCUGCCUGUUUGCCUACCUGAUGUUCGUUAAGCAUCACUACUCCACCUCCAAACCGGAGGCCUACAGACUACCUCCUCACCGCCAGCCUGACUCAGACCUCAGCGCAGAUGACGGGCCCACCUCUGAUGCUGGACGGCGCUUCCAGUACGGCAUCAUGUUUGAUGCUGGGAGCACUGGAACCAGAAUCCAUGUCUUUAAGUUCCAGAUAGAGGACAAAGGAGCUCCAAAGCUGGCCCAAGAGACGUUCAGAGCCAUCAAACCAGGACUGUCAGCGUACGCCGACGAGCCGCAGCAGUGCACUGCAGGGAUCGUGGAGCUCUUGGAGGUCGCCAAGUCCAGCGUCCCCCCUUCGUACUGGACCUCCACCCCCGUGGUCCUGAAGGCGACGGCUGGGCUGCGUCUACUUCCUGGAGAGAAAGCCGACCAGCUGCUGGACAGAGUGAGGGCGCUGUUCCUGGAGUCUCCCUUCCUGUCCACAGAUGACAGCGUGUCCAUCAUGGACGGCACCGAUGAAGGUAUUUCUGCUUGGAUCACCGUCAACUUCCUCAUAGGUGGUCUUCACAGUGCUCACUCGCCCACAGUGGGGAUGCUGGAUUUGGGAGGUGGGUCGACUCAGAUCACCUUCAGCCCUCAGGACAAGAAAACCAUCCAGACCUCACCUAUCGACUACAUCCGGACCUUCCAGAUGUUCAACCACCCACAUGUGGUCUACACUCACAGCUAUCUGGGUCUGGGCCUGAUGUCGGCUCGCCUCGCCAUCUUGGGAGGCGUCGGUGCCCCGCCCCUAGGGGGCAGCCCGGAGCUGGUCAGCCCCUGCCUUGCUCCAGAGUACUCGGGCAGCUGGGAGCACGCUGACGUGGUCUACACUGUGAAAGGCCAGAGCACAGGGGAGCCGGUUUACGAGGCGUGCCUGAACAGAGUGGAGAAGGUUUUGUACCAGAAGGUGGCGAAGGCGUCCGGCGUGACCGACAUGGACUUCUACGCCUUCUCCUUCUACUACGACCGCGCCGUCGACAUCGGCGCCAUCGACGAGAAGAAGGGAGGAAGCAUCAGAGUGUCCGACUACACCGACGCAGCGAAGAAAGGGUGCAGCGACGUGUCCGUCGGUCCUCAGCGGAGCCCCUUCCUCUGUCUGGACCUGGUCUACAUCUCAGCCCUGCUGCAGGAGCUCGGCUUCCCUCCACACAAGCAGUUCAGGCUUGCGAGGACCAUCAACCAGGUGGAGACCAGCUGGGCUCUGGGCGCCACUUUCCACUACAUCGAGUCCCUGAAGGCACACUGAAGCUCUGAGCUUUUUUUAUUUUGAAAAGCUCGGGGUCCUGCUUACUCUGAACACAGCUGACUGAUGAUGUUUGUGCCAAAGCAGAAAUCUGAGCGGUGGGAUAAAAACGUGACGUGUGUGAAAGCGGCUCAUUCAGACCGGCGGUCAGGAGGCCGGGCUGAACUCGCUACGGUCCCAGCGUGGUUCAUUAAUCGAAUAUUUCACAUUUUUAAGACCAAAAGGAUGCGGUGGAGCCAAGGGUUUGUGAGCCAGUGACGGGAAAAAAUAAAACCCUGUUUAUGUGUUUGUUUGUUUUCCAUUAGAUAAACUUUUGUUAGUCCCACACGUGGGAAACUUGUUUGGUCACGGCACAAAGUUAACCAUUUAACACGUUAGUGCUCUUCUUUUAGGUUUCUGGGAUGUUGUUGGUAGUGUUGUGGGUUUUUCCGUAGAUGUGUCGGUUUCUUGCGAGUUCUGCGUCGGUGUUUUGGGAAUUUGGGUCGUUGUUUCUGAGCGUCGCCUGAAUGACCAUCAGCGUGUCUUCUCACCUGAUCAAACUAAGCCGGGCUCAGUGUGAGCAGCUCGUUGGCGACUGAUUGUUUUUAUUCUGAAGGACUUCCUGUUUGUAUCCCUGUAGUUUCAUGAUGAGCAGAUGUUUAAACGGUUCCUGUAGAAACCCGUCUGUUUGGCUCUCAGGUGCUGAGACCGUAAGAGUCUGAGUCACGUGACUUUGGCGUCGCCUCCUCUGAAGAAGGGUUAUUAUGAACUGUGAAUCAUGGCGAGCUGCUCUGUGAGAGCCUCAAAUAGACCUGAGUGUCCUUCUGUUACGUGGAGAAGCUCCUCCUCUCUGUAACGUUCGUCUCAGUGAUGAUCAUCUUCAAACCACCGAAGCAGCAGCUGGGCUCUCAGCAGGCCAGAGCUACACCGGCUUAUUUCACACAGAGCGGCUGUGCAUCAGUCCCAAUAUUAAAUUGAAGAAUGUGAAAUGUUUUCCUUCAGCUGAUCCUGUGCUUCAUAUGAACGAUGAUGUUUGCAGGUUUUUAAGGAUGUAUUUUUAUAUUCUGAAUCAUAAACUCUGUAUUGUGAUCAAUAAUUCAUUGGAAUAAAAACUGGAAACAGCUUUAAUUCAUAAAAACCUGAAGGUUUCACUUAAACACAUUCAGGAAAAAUAAAGUUUAACAGAAGAUGA